Molecule: messenger RNA, 2079 nt
Organism: Nezara viridula (southern green stink bug)
Lineage: Eukaryota; Metazoa; Arthropoda; Insecta; Hemiptera; Pentatomidae
Source: the annotation of a GenBank genome assembly
AUGCUAGUAGCAUCAAGCUUUUUAAGGCCAACUGGCGUGUCACUAGCUUUUGAAAGAGGAAUUCUCCAAGUAAUUCUACAUUCCUUGAGGUGGACCUUUAUCUCUUGGUGGGAUUUCUUCACCAGAGUUUACGAAAGAAUGACAACUAAAGUGGACCAAUUGGGAUACAAGAGUCACCUCAAAAUUGGCUUCCGUGGUAUUGAAGUUAUGAUGUUGUGUUUAUGUUCAUUACAUGGUUUUGCUGUUUAUAAAUUGAUACCUACAAUUAUUAUAAAUAAUGGUGGAGUCUUGUUGACAUUUUGUUGGAUUGUAUAUGGUAUUAUCACAAUGUUUACAGCAUUUUGUUUAGCUGAACUAACAGCGCUAGCACCCUGUACAGGAUCAACUUACCACUAUUCCUACCUUACCAUUUCUGAAUUCGUGGCCUUUUUGGUGGGAUGGAAUAAAAUUCUGGCUUAUGCUGCAGUAAUUUUGUCAUAUUGUACCUUCAUGAGUUCCAGUAUCGAUGAAAUAUUUUUUGGAGGUUGGUUGACUGCUGAAAUCCACCUUGGUGAGCCGCAGUGUUUCAGUUUAUUUUGUUCUAAAGGUUAUGUGGAUCUUAUUGUUCCAAUCAUCAUACUUUCUUUAGCAUAUUUGGAAUCGUGGUCAAUACGUACAGCUAAAGUUUUCAUUAUGGUUGUCACCUCAAUCAGUAUGAUAAUAAUAUUUACUAUAAUUUUUGGUUUAUACUUAUUCAUUGAUAUUCGCCCAACUAGAUCUGGUUAUAAAUCUCAAACAAUAUUUCAAGACAUUGGAGAAACUGUUUUUUUUGGUUUAAUGAGUUUCGACUCUAUUGCUGUUUUAGGUGAUGAAGUCAAAAAGCCUUGGAAAACUAUUCCAAAAAGUAUUAUUAAUGCUACUAUUCUGGUUGUGGUUAUAUAUGUCGUGUUAACACUGCUUUUGAUAUCUAUCAUGUCUGAAAACACAGUUUUAAAAGAUGAUACUUAUUUAUGUCCACUUUCUAAUAUUUUGGAAAGUCAUGGUUAUUUGGUAUUGUCAUGGUUCAGUAAUCUAGGGACCAUUCUUAGCCUAUGGGGAGGAGCAUUUGCCAUGAUUUUUAAUCUUUCACGGAUAUUAUAUUCAAUGUCAAGAGACGGACUGUUAUUUCCUUUCCUUUCUAGAGUGUCAUGGAUAUCCCACACACCAGUGGUGAACACUAUGUUUUGUGGGGCUACUUUGUCGAUACUUGGAACGUUUGUUAUAAUAAAUUACAAUGCUGCUGCUUUCAGCCUUCUUCUUGAAAAAAUUAUCAUCCCUGUCUGUCUACUUGUAACACGAUAUAGAUGUGAACAAAAGGAAGAAGAGAACAAAGAGACUUGUAAUAAUUGGUUAUUAUUUAACUAUCCCAAUAGUAGAACAAGGCCAACUAUAGUUACUGAAAGAAUUAGUCGACUCCUCAUUUAUCUCAUAGUUUUGAGUGCUAUUUCUUCAGUGUACUGUAUUCUGAUGAUGUUUGCAAAGGAUGCAGGGUUGUAUGUCAGAGUCUUGGCGUUAUUCAGUGUUUUCUUUCUUAUAAUCUUCAUCGUCUGUCUCCAUUGUCAGCCCCAGAAUAACAGAACACAAUUAUCCGUCAGAGUUUUAGCCGUCCCAUUGAUACCUGUACUUUCAUUAACAUUUGAGUUCUUUACUGCAACUUUUUUAACAAGAAGUGAAUGGUGGUUGGCUUAUUCCUGGGCUUUAAUUGGAAUAAUCUUUUAUUUCAUCUAUUCCAUCUUUAAUUCAGAAAAAAACGAAUUCACUGAUUCCACAGGAAAUAAAUGGAAUCCAUAUGAAAAAAAAAGAACAAGUAAAGAGAUAUAUUUAAUUGAAUCGGAAACAUAUGAGACUAAUGGAAAGACCCCUGAGGAGCAACUUCAAAGAUUAGGUUUAAGUCCCUAUUACCAAGCUGAAUGCUUUAAUAAUCACCCUUCCAAGUCGAGCAUUGAAAAUUUCACAAAAACUGAACAGAUACUUAAACAGGAGAUGAAGGAAAUGCAAAUGUAAUGAAGGCCAACAAAGAUUCAAAACAGUAAUUAAAAGAAAAAGAAAGAUAAUGAACAC